This is a messenger RNA of Melanotaenia boesemani (Boeseman's rainbowfish), 2771 nucleotides long. RefSeq names its product NLR family CARD domain-containing protein 3-like. The transcript has 9 exons. The record is from RefSeq and is a predicted model, not a curated record. The coding region runs from base 356 to 2680 and encodes 774 amino acids. Lineage: Eukaryota; Metazoa; Chordata; Actinopteri; Atheriniformes; Melanotaeniidae.
AGAGCUUUCCUCCAACCAGAGCUUUCCUCCAACCCUGAUCUUUCCUCCAACCUGAUCUUUCCUACAACCUGAUCUUUCCUCCAACCUGAUCUUUACUCCAACCAGAUCUUUCCUCCAACCAGAUCUUUCCUCCAACCCUGAUCUUUCCUCCAACCUGACCUUUCCUACAACCUGAUCUUUCCUCCAACCUGACCUUUCCUCCAACCAGAUCUUUCCUACAAGCUGUUUCAUUCUAGGUUGUCCCUACAGGGGAGAUGGUAGACCCUCUCUUCCCAGCUGGUGGAUGUAAAACAUGAAGAAGUUCAUGAGGCUAAUUUCAGGCUUGACUAAUAUUUGACUGUGUCAGGGUUCUGGUAUGGACGAGUCUGAGGGGAUGGAGGGAGGACUUGCUUCCUUUAAAACAGCGCCAUGUGGACAAGAUGAGGACCAGAACAAAGUUCAGAGCCCAGAGAUCCAGGAGGGUCCAGAUCCUGGACCCAGCUGUGUGUCCAUGAAGACUGAUCGGUCCAUGUACGAACCAAUCAACUUUAAAGGACAGCUUUCUUCAGAAACAACAGCUAAAGAAGGUGAGUCUGCUCGGGAUCAAGCCUCAGACCUGGACUCCAUCUUCAUGCUGCUGGAGAAGAACAUUCUGCUUUCCGUGAAGGCUGAGCUGAAGGUGUUCCACACCUGUUUGAGCUCAGACCAGAGAUCUUCAGCGGGCCAGGUCCAGGAUGAGUGGGUGGAACCGGACUGGAGGAUCAGAGAAUCGUUGUUGACGAUCACCCUGCAUCACAUGAGAAGACUGAAGCAAGAGAAGCUGGCCGAGCGUCUGCAGAGCAGAGGUCAGUCCAGUUUGUACCAACGGAAACUGAAAUCAGCCCUGAAGGAGCGGUUCCAGUGUGUGUUUGAAGGCAUCGCUAAAGCAGGAAAGCCCUCAUUACUGAACCAGAUCUACAGGGAGCUCCACAUGACGGAGGGAGGAGGUGGAGUGCUCAGCGAGCAGCAUGAAGUCAGACAGAUUGAAGCAGCAUCCAGGAAACCAGCUGAGCUCCAAAAAACCAUCCAAUGUGAACGCAUCUUUAGACCCUCAGCCCACAGAGUCCAGCCAGUCAGAACCGUGCUGACAGCAGGAGUGGCUGGAGUCGGGAAAACCGUCCUGACUCAGAAGUUCACUCUGGACUGGGCUGAAGACAAAGCCAACCAGGACAUCCAGUUCUUGUUUCCACUGACUUUCAGAGAGCUGAAUGUGCUGAAAGAGAGAAAGUUCAGCUUGGUGGAACUUGUUCAUCACUUCUUUACUGAAACCAAAGGAAUCUGCAGCUUUGAAGAGUUCCAGGUUGUCUUCAUCUUGGACGGUCUGGAUGAGAGUCGACUUCCUCUGGACUUCCACAACAAUGAGACCCUGACUGAUGUUACAGAGUCCACCUCUCUGGAUGUGCUGCUGACUAACCUCAUCAGGGGGAAACUGCUUCCCUCUGCUCGCCUCUGGAUAACCACACGACCUGCAGCAGCCAAUCAGAUCCCUCCUAACUGUGUUGGCAUGGUGACAGAGGUCAGAGGGUUCACUGACCCACAGAAGGAGGAGUACUUCAGGAAGAGGUUUAGAGAUGAGGAGCAGGCCAGCAGGAUCAUCUCCCACAUGAAGACAUCACGAAGCCUCCACAUCAUGUGCCACAUCCCAGUCUUCUGCUGGAUCACUGCUACAGUUCUGGAGGAUGUGCUGGAAACCAGAGAGGGAGGAGAGCUGCCCAAGACCCUGACUGAGAUGUACAUCCACUUCCUGGUGGUCCAGACCAAAGUCAAGAAGGUCAAGUAUGAUGGAGGAGCUGAGACAGAUCCACACUGGAGUCCAGAGAACAGGAAGAUGAUUGACGAUCUGGCAAAACUGGCUUUUGAUCAGCUGCAGAAAGGAAACCUGAUCUUCUAUGAAUCAGACCUGACAGAGUGUGGCAUCGAUAUCACAGCAGCCUCAGUUUACUCAGGAGUGUUCACACAGAUCUUUAAAGAGGAGAGAGGACUGUACCAGGAGAAGGUGUUCAGCUUCGUCCAUCUGAGUGUUCAGGAGUUUCUGGCUGCUCUUCACGUCCAUCUGACCUUCAUCAAGUCUGGACUCGACUUGCUGGCAGAGACACAGAAAUCCUCCCUGUGGUGUCCACACGAGAAUCUGGAGCAUCUCCACCAACGUGCUGUGAACAAGGCCUUGCAGAGUCCCAGUGGGCAUCUGGACAUGUUCCUGCGCUUCCUCCUGGGUCUUCCACACCAGCCCCAGAGUCUGCUGCACCCCCUGAUGACAGAGAGAGGAAAGAAAGUCAACAUGUCCAACAACAGCAAAGUCGUGAAGCAUAUCAAGAAGAAGAUCAGCAGCGAUCUUCCUCCAGAGAGCUGCAUGAAUCUCUUCCACUGUCUGAAUGAGCUAAAGGACCUUUCUCUCAUAGAGGAGAUCCAGCAGAUCCUCCAUACAGGAAAACUCAGCAGCCAGGAUCUCUCCCCGGCCCAGUGGUCUGCUCUGGUCUUCAUGCUACUGUCAUCAGGACAGGAUCUGGACCAGUUGGACCUGAAGACAUAUGGUGCUUCAGAGGAGGUGCUUCUCAAGAUGCUGCCCGUCAUCAAAGCCUCCAAAAGAGCUCUGACUGGUGCUGGUCAGGUACCAGGACUGGAGCUGGCUGAGAGGUUGCAAGCUGUCGGACAGAAGCUGUGAAGUCCUGGCUUCAGUUCUCAGAUCCCAGUCUUCAUGUCUGAAACAACUGGAUCUGAGUAAUAAUGACCUGCAGGACUCAGGGGUGAAGCUG